UUGUUUCAUUCCAGAUUGACUUUUAUCACAGUGUUGGUCAGCCAGCCCAUAACAGUGACUAGUUUAGCCGAAGAAUACCAAGUGUGCAGCAGUAUCAUUCGUUCAAUGCCGACAUGGCACUAGUUACACUGACAUCAUUUCGCAAUAUUUGCAACAAAUGUCACAACAUACAAAUACAACUUAUAAAUAGUAACUACAGAACUUCUUUGACAAGAUCUAUCAAAUUUAGUGCUUCAGAAAAUCCAUAUUUGAAACAAAGUAUAGCAGAGGAUGAUAAAACUGUUAAUAGGCUAUACAAAGGACUAGUAGACAAGAAAAGGUCCUGUCUCGCAGAGGCUAUCACCCUAGUUGAGUCAUCUCAUCCUCGUAAGAAAGCCCAGGCUCAAAUUCUGUUAGCGCAAGUUUUAAAAUACUGCCAGAAAAAAGCCAAACAUUCGUUACACAGCUCAAGCUCUUUAUCAUUUAGGAUAGGUUUGAGUGGCCCUCCAGGUGCUGGUAAAAGCACCUUUAUUGAAGCUAUGGGUAAAUAUUUGACAGACAAGGGUAAAAAGGUUGCAGUAUUGGCAGUUGAUCCAUCUUCUUCAACAACUGGUGGGUCAUUGUUGGGAGAUAAGACAAGGAUGCCGCAGCUGUCAUGUGAUAUGAACGCCUACAUUCGACCCUCCCCUGCUUCAGGCACACUUGGUGGGGUAACACGCAACACUAACGAGGCUAUUGUACUGUGUGAAGGUGCAGGGUACGAUGUGGUAUUAGUUGAAACUGUAGGAGUUGGUCAGUCUGAGUUUGCCGUGGCCCACAUGGUGGAUCUGUUCUGUCUACUAAUACCGCCCGCAGGGGGAGAUGAAUUGCAAGGUAUUAAGAAGGGUAUAGUUGAGGUUGCUGACUUGGUGGUCAUUAACAAAUCUGAUGGCGACCUUGUACCUGCAGCACGCCGUAUACAGGCAGAAUAUACCAGUGCACUGAAAUUACUCAGAAAACGCUCCAAAGUCUGGUCCCCAAAGGUGACGAGAAUCUCUUCACUCACAAAAGAAGGAGUUCCGGAACUCUGGGACAUGAUGAUGUCAUACCAUGACGCCAUGCUGACAUCUGGGGAAAUGGAACACAAACGAGAAAAACAACACAAAAUCUGGAUGUGGAAUCAUAUCAAAGAAAACAUUAUGGAUUUAUUUAAACAACACCCCUUUGUUAAAUCCCAAAUAGCAGAUUUAGAGUAUAAAGUAUCUCUGGGGGCCAUUACCCCUGGACUCGCUGCCGAUAUUCUUAUGAAUGCUUUCAUUAAAGAUAUGAACAAUAGCAAAUAGGACUAGUGUAUACUAGGUUUUUACGUGUUAGCUUGAUGGAAAAGAACAAGGAAUGUAAAGGCAACCUACACUACCCCCCCCCCCUCCAUACAUUUGGCAACAAAAAGUCUCUUUCUCAAUUGCCUGCUCUAAAGAAUUCA
Owenia fusiformis is the source of this 1441-nucleotide messenger RNA. The record is from the annotation of a GenBank genome assembly. Lineage: Eukaryota; Metazoa; Annelida; Polychaeta; Sabellida; Oweniidae.